Molecule: messenger RNA, 3252 nt
Organism: Jaculus jaculus (lesser Egyptian jerboa)
Lineage: Eukaryota; Metazoa; Chordata; Mammalia; Rodentia; Dipodidae
Gene: Rad54b
Product: RAD54 homolog B
Exons: 15
Coding region: 523-3252 (909 amino acids)
Biological process (GO): reciprocal meiotic recombination; double-strand break repair via homologous recombination
Cellular component (GO): nucleus
Molecular function (GO): ATP binding; ATP-dependent chromatin remodeler activity; DNA translocase activity
Source: RefSeq, a predicted model, not a curated record
UUUGCAGGCAAGUGCCUUAACUGCUAAGGCAUCUCUCCAGCCCCAAACCUUUUAAAUUGAUUAAUUUACCUCAGGGAAGACUUUGUAGGAAGUGAGGUCAUUAUUACCUCUGGUGGCAAUUUGGGAAAGUUGUGGGAUCUGUGGGAGGUGAAACCUUGCUGGAGGAGAUAUCACUGGGGAUGGGCCUUGAGGUUUAUUAGUCCACCCCACUGCGUGUUCAGAGCUAGCUCGCUCAGUACUGACUGCUAGCCUAGUGAUGUGAUCCCCGGCCUUCUGCUCUGCUUUGCUUUCCACACCAUGAUGAAACUUCACCUUGAAAAUUGUAAGCUAAAGAAACCCUGUCCUCUCAAAGGCUGGAUCCCUAGGGUGUGUUGUCUCAACGAGAAGGUAACUGCAACAUUACCUAAUAUAGUUGCAAGCCAAAAAGCAAAACCACCAAGGGAGGUCUCUUGCACACCUGCUCGCAUCCAAGCCCAAUUGAAAGCAUAGAUUCUGGGCACAAUCUAGUUAGUACUGCUGAAGAUGAGAAGAUCUGCAGCACCAAGUCAGUUGCAGGGGAAUUCCUUCAAAAGAUCAAAAUUCAUACCUCCAGGAAGAAGUAAUCCAAAUCUGAAUGAAGAGAUUUCAAGAACAAAUCCAGAUAUAAAAUUACUUCAGGGUACUACAAGUAAUGCCUUUCAUCAGUCCCAAAAUGAUCCUGGUGUGUGCAGUUCAAAUGUUUUGCCUUCCGAGGAAAGCAGUAAGGAAGUUAACCAUGGGGAUGAGUCCAGUGGUCAGUUUCGUUCUCAAACACAUGCAAUGACGGCACUAAAUCCCCUGCAGAUAGUUCAUUCAUCCUCUAAAGAAAUAACAGAGUCCAAGGCACAAGAAGAGGAACCUGGUAGCCUAUUUAAAUAUUUUAGUGUUGUUUGGUGUAAAGCUUCAAAGAAAAAACAUAAAAAGUGGGAAGGUGAUGCUAUUCUUAUUGUAAAAGGAAGAUCAUUUACAUUAAAAGAUUUGGAAGGCAAAGACAUUGGAAGAGGCAUUGGAUAUAAAUUCAAAGAUCUUGACAAUAUAGAAGAGGGUCAAACACUGAUGAUUGCUGGAAAAGAAAUAGAAAUCAUGGGUGUGAUCUCUCCUGAUGACUUCAACAGUGGCAGGUGUUUUCAGUGUGGAAUAGGAAGUCCUGCUGCCCCAAAUUUUUCUCAGCCUGUCAGGAAGUGCUUUUCCAACCCUUUCAAAAGCGUUUGUCAACCAAAUUCAAAGGAAAAUAGACUGAAUGAUCUGCAAAGUUGCAAACCACGCCAUGACCCAUAUGCACCAAAUUCCCUUGUAAUGCCACGGCCAGACAAGAACCACCAGUGGAUUUUCAAUAAGAACUGUUUCCCUCUUAUGGAUGUAGUGGUAGAUCCUCACCUUGUGCAUCACCUUCGACAGCACCAGAAAGAAGGAAUCAUAUUCCUUUAUGAAUGUGUAAUGGGAAUGAGAACAACUGGCAGAUGUGGAGCUAUUCUUGCCGAUGAAAUGGGCUUAGGGAAAACAUUGCAGUGUAUUUCCCUCAUCUGGACGCUACAGUGUCAGGGCCCCUAUGGAGGCAAGCCAGUAAUAAAGAAGACACUUAUUGUCACACCUGGAAGCUUGGUGAAGAAUUGGAGGAAAGAAUUUCAAAAAUGGCUGGGAAGUGAAAGAAUCAAAAUAUUUACUGUUGAUCAGGACCACAAGGUAGAGGAAUUCAUCAAAGCUACAUUUUAUACUGUUCUUAUCAUCAGUUAUGAAAUGUUACUUCGUUCCCUAGAUCAAAUUAAGACAAUAAAAUUUGAUCUUUUAAUCUGUGAUGAGGGGCAUCGGUUGAAGAACAGUGCCAUUAAGACAACUACAGCCCUCGUUAGUCUCUCCUGUGAGAAAAGAAUAAUUCUAACGGGAACUCCAGUUCAAAAUGACCUACAAGAAUUUUUUGCAUUAGUCAACUUUAUUAAUCCAGGAAUUCUAGGUUCUUUGUCAUCUUACAGGAAAAUAUAUGAAGAACCCAUCAUUGUGUCCAGAGAACCUUCUUCAUCAAAGGAAGAAAAAGAAUUAGGAGAGAAAAGAGCAGCUGAACUCACUUGCCUCACUGGACUUUUUAUCCUUAGAAGAACCCAGGAAGUCAUAAAUAAGUAUCUCCCACCUAAAAUUGAAAAUGUAGUCUUCUGCCGACCAAGAGCACUACAGAUUGAACUGUAUCGAAAGCUAUUGAAUUCUCAAGUGGUCAAAUUCUGUCUUCAAGGAUUAGUGGAAAACAGUACCCAUCUAAUAUGUAUUGGAGCUCUGAAAAAACUGUGUAAUCACCCCUGCCUUUUGUACAAUUCUAUAAAGAAUAAAGAAUGUAGCCCAACUGAUGAAAAUGAAGAAAGGAAUCUAUACAGAGGCUUGCUACAUGCGUUCCCAGCUGACUACAACCCUUUCUUGUUUGCUGAGAGUGAGUCAGGAAAACUACAGGUGCUGGUGAAGCUUUUAGCAGCUGUCCAUGAGCUUCGACCCUCUGAAAAAGUGGUUUUGGUAUCCAACUAUAGACAGACCUUGGAUAUUUUACAAGAAGUAUGCAAGCAUCAUGGGUAUAAUUGUGCAAGACUUGAUGGCCAAACACCAGUCUCUCAAAGGCAGCAAAUUGUUGAUGGCUUCAAUAGUAAAUAUUCUUCUGAUUUUAUAUUUUUGUUAAGUUCAAAAGCUGGUGGUGUAGGACUUAAUCUUAUUGGAGGAUCUCAUUUAAUUCUCUAUGAUAUUGAUUGGAAUCCAGCCACUGAUAUCCAGGCUAUGUCUAGAGUAUGGAGAGAUGGUCAGAAACAUCCUGUACAUAUUUACAGACUCCUAACUACAGGUACAAUAGAAGAAAAGAUCUAUCAAAGACAGAUCAGUAAACAAGGUCUUUCUGGGGCAGUUGUAGACCUAGCCAAGUCAUCUGAACAUAUUCAGUUUUCAGUAGAAGAACUUAAAGAUUUGUUCACAUUACAUGAAAGUUCACAUUGUGUUACUCAUGAUCUGCUUGACUGUGAGUGUACAAGAGGAAAAGACCAUACAGAUGAUUCUGUGGAAAAACUGACCAUCUCUAGACCAUGCCAGCUUGGUCCGCAUCACCAGAAAGCGAACUGCCGGAAGCCUCUUUCUAUGUCACAGCUGAAGCAAUGGAAGCAUUCAUCUGGAGAGCAUUUAAGUCUUACAGAUCCAUUUCUUGAAAGAAUAAGAGAAAAUGUGUCAUUCUUUUUUCAGAAUAUAACCAAUCAAGCUACUACCAUGUAA